UUUUUUAUUUUAUCAUACACUUUCUGUUUACUCCUUCCCAAUUCCUAUUAUUACACUCAAAACCCCCAAAUCAAACCAACAUUUCCUUUUCUACUCUCACUCUCUCCCACUUCACUCUUCUACUGCUUUAUUUCCAGAUCUCUGCAAAACCUAGGAUUUGCCACUUUUCCUGUUCACAUUAUUGUAAUAGAUAGAAAAUGGCGAAGAUUAGAUUGCUUGUGUGGUUAUGGAUGUUGUUGAGAUUUAUUGUUAUAAUUGAGAGUAAUGAUAUGGUUUUUUCAUCGAGAUUAAUGCACCGAUUUUCCGACGAGUUGCGUGGCAUUUCUGGUGAGAAAUUCUUGCCGAAGAUGAAGAGUAAAGAGUAUUAUCAGAUGUUAUUGAUUAGUGAUUUUGAAAGACAGAAGAUGAAAAUCGGUCAUCAACGACAGUUACUUUUUCCUUCUCGCGGUAGCCAAACUCAGUCUUUUGGCAAUGACCUCGGUUGGUUACACUAUACAUGGAUAGAUAUUGGAACACCAAAUGUGUCCUUUUUGGUUGCUUUGGAUGUGGGGAGUGAUUUACUCUGGGUUCCUUGUAAUUGUGUCCAAUGUGCUCCUCUCUCAGCCACUUAUUAUAGCUUUUUGGAUAAGAAUCUCAAUGAGUAUGAUCCAGCUGGCUCAAACACGAGCAAACUUCUGACUUGCAGCCAUCGGCUAUGCACACAACAAGAAAACUGUAAAAGUUCUGCUCAAUCGUGUACAUACAGCGUGCAAUAUUAUUCUCCGGAUACUUCAAGUUCAGGUCAACUUGUUGAAGAUGUAUUGCAUCUUACGUCAAGCAGUAAUAACUCACCCAAUGUAAAAACUUCAAUCAUUUUUGGGUGUGGUAAGAAGCAAAGUGGUGUUUAUUUGGAUGGAGGGGUUGCUCCAGAUGGUCUUAUGGGUUUAGGCCUUGGCGAUAUUUCUGUUCCAAGUCUUCUAGCUAAAUCUGGAUUGAUCAGAAAUUCCUUUUCUUUGUGCUUUAAUGAAAAUGGUUCGGGGAGAAUAUUUUUUGGCGAUCAAGGAUUUACUACCUAUCAUUGGACUUCAUUUCUUCCAUUAGAAGGAAAAUAUUCAACAUAUGUUGUUGGGGUGGAUGCUAUCUGUAUUGGAAAAAAUGCUUGUCUCAAACAACCAAGUUUCCAUGCUGUUGUUGAUAGUGGCACAUCUUUUACCUUUAUGCCAGAUGAUGUGUAUAAAAUAUUUACCCAGGAGUUUGACAGAGAAGUUAAAGCUGCUAGAGUGAGUUACGAUGGAUAUCCAUGGAAGUAUUGCUAUGAGUCAAGUGGAGAUGAUUCACUGAAUUUUCCAUCAGUGGAGUUGAUGAUGCCAUCAAAUCAGAGUUAUGUGGUGCAAUAUCCACUUUUUCCUGUAACUGGGGAUCAGGGAAGUAUUGUGGGAUAUUGUUUAGCAGUAGAGUCUGCAGAAGGAGAUAUUGCUUUAAUUGGCCAGAACUUCAUGAUAGGAUAUCGCUUGGUGUUUGAUAGGGAGAAUAUGAAGUUUGGCUGGUCUCGUUCAGAUUGUCAAGAUCUCAGCAAACCAAAGAGAACACCGUCAGCAGGGGACAAGCCGUCAAAUGCAUUGCCUACUAAUGAACAACAAAGCAUCCCUGGUGCACAGGCAGUGUCACCUGCUAUUGCCGGAAGGACUCCUCUCAGAACCUCUGAAGCAUCAUGUAAGCAUGUACAACUAUCAUUUUGGACAUUGUUUCCUAUGCUGUUUGCCGCUUUCGCUACCUUUCAUUUGCGAUGGUGAACCAGUAAUUGUUCAAGACUCGACGUAAAUACAGACAUUGCAUUUAUAUCAAUCCAUCCAUCAAUCCAUCCAGUGCCUUAAUUUUUUCCUUGAAAGUCAUUGGAUACGUAGCAUACCCGUAGUCCCCUCACUCUGUUCCUGCUUAGGUCCUAUGUAAUUCUUGUUUCUAGCCUUGUAUAUAUAGUUAAAAUUCUUCUAGA
Molecule: messenger RNA, 1972 nt
Organism: Amaranthus tricolor (Joseph's coat)
Lineage: Eukaryota; Viridiplantae; Streptophyta; Magnoliopsida; Caryophyllales; Amaranthaceae
Product: aspartic proteinase-like protein 1
Exons: 10
Coding region: 198-1772 (524 amino acids)
Biological process (GO): proteolysis
Molecular function (GO): aspartic-type endopeptidase activity
Source: RefSeq, a predicted model, not a curated record